Molecule: messenger RNA, 748 nt
Organism: Dermatophagoides pteronyssinus (European house dust mite)
Lineage: Eukaryota; Metazoa; Arthropoda; Arachnida; Sarcoptiformes; Pyroglyphidae
Source: RefSeq, a predicted model, not a curated record
AAUAGCAGAUUAAUAGAUAAAAUUCAUUGAACGAAUCAUGGCUUCGAAUCAUCAUGCUUUUACGAUAAUUUGCUUGGCCAUUUUGAUUGGCAAUAAUUUAUGUGAUUCAUUAAAAUUGAAACAAAAACCAUAUGAUUUAGAUGUUAUCGAUAUUGAUGAUGAAAAUAAUGCUAAUCUAUUCUAUGCUGAUGAUGAUGAGCUUUCAACGGAGAAAACACCGACAGCAAAAAAAUUGACGAUAAAACAGGUAAUGCUCGAAAUUCUACGAAAUGCGAAUAUCUCGAGCAAUGAUAAAUGUCAACAAUAUAAAACAGAUAUUAAUGAUCUUUGUAUGGCAAAAUUUUAUCAAAGAAGUCGUCUUCGUUAUGAUCUGACAACGAUCGACGAAGAAGUUGUUAAUGAUGUUGAAUCUAUUGCCAGUGCUCAACAGGUUUGCUGCGAAUUUCGAUCAACAUAUCUACAUUGUCUGAUUUCCAGUAUCAAUUUCAUUUGCGAUCCAAGUGAAUUCAAUUCACUUUUCGAACAAAUACGUGGACUUUCAGAAAUUUGUUCAAAAUUUUUCGAUAAAUCAUCACGUAAAUGUCGUCGCCGUUAUACGAUCAUGGCUUCGGGUGGAUUUUCGUUUCAAAAUAUUGUUCCACCGGAAUUAAAUGUUACCAAACCAUGAAUAAUAUUUCUAUUUUUAAGAACAGUUAAUUUUCAAUUUUAUUAAUUUUUAAAUAAAUAAAGAUCAUUUUUUCAUCAAGCA